Molecule: messenger RNA, 730 nt
Organism: Suillus discolor
Lineage: Eukaryota; Fungi; Basidiomycota; Agaricomycetes; Boletales; Suillaceae
Exons: 3
Coding region: 43-729 (228 amino acids)
Biological process (GO): C-terminal protein methylation
Cellular component (GO): membrane
Molecular function (GO): protein C-terminal S-isoprenylcysteine carboxyl O-methyltransferase activity
Source: RefSeq, a predicted model, not a curated record
AGAGGUAUUUAACUUGGCUUAUCGCAGGUUCAGCAAUACAGCAUGAGUCUAUUAAAGAUCCCUUUCGUCGUGGCCUCGGCCAUUGGCACGCAGAUCUCAUUGACUUCUCCCUCGACAUCCGAUUCAAUCGUCAGCCUGCUUCUAGAUCUUCAGAUUCCAAACGUGUUCAAGAUUAUUGUAUGGACAGCAACAUCUGUUGAAGUGGCCAACAUACUGGCCAUGCAUAUAGGUCCUUCGCAGAUUCCAGAGGGCAUCUAUAAUACUAGUGCUGUGCAGCUUUUGUACGCACUUCAUCCCACGCCAAUCACUCCCGCUCUCGUUGCUGGCAGUCUUUUUGUCAUGGUGGGCGGCGUGUUGAGACGUUAUUGCAUGUCGACCUUGGGAAAGUUCUGGAGCUUCCGGCUCAGCGUCAAAAAAGAGCACAGAAUCGUGACAAACGGACCGUACUCUAUCGUCCGUCAUCCAAGUUACACUGGUGCGCUUCUCCAAUAUGUCGGGUUGGUCAUCAUGCACGGGAGCGAAGAGUCGUGGAUGAGGCAGUCUGUCUUUCUACAACUGCCUUACAUAAAAGUAUUAGCAGCGGUCCUCUUCUGCACACUUACAGUAGGCGCUUUGACUAUCUUCAAGCGACGUUCAGUGGAGGACAAGGUGCUGCAGCGUGCUACGGGAGAGGAUUGGGCGAAUUGGGCAAAGAAAGUAAAAUAUAGAUUACUUCCUGGAGUUUAUUGAU